GUUGGCCGGCAGGUCACGUCAUAUUUACGCGUCGUUGUUGUUGCUAUCGGAGUCACCACCGUUUGAAUUGCGGUUGCAGUCAUGGUGGUUUUUCCAAGUUCACUGACGGAGGAAGAGGAGGCACUGCAAAAGAAAUAUGCUAAACUUAAGAAAAAGAAAAAGGCACUGCUUGCCUUGAAGAAACAGAGUUCAACCAACCAGACAAACCAGAGUGGCCUCAAACGGACACUGUCGGACCAGCCAGUUGUUGACACGGCGACAGCAACGGAGCAAGCGAAAAUGCUCAUCAAGUCAGGGGCCAUCAGCGCUAUUAAAUCUGAGAACAAGAACUCGGGCUUUAAACGGUCUCGAAUGCUGGAAAUCAAACUCAAGGACCCUGAAAAAGGCCCAAUUCCUGCUUUCUUACCAUUCCAAAGGAGCGUCUCUACAGAUGAGGACCAACCCGAGUCUGGAAAGAGAGCCCACAGGAAGUCUCUUUAUGAGAGCUUUGUCAGUUCAAGUGACCGAUACCGGGACGAGGAUGAUGGAGGCGGCAUGUCCUCCAGCCGCGACAUGGAAAGAGACAGAGAGCGAGACCGCGAUCGAGACCUGGACAGAGAACGGGACAGAGAAAGGGACAGAGAUAGAGACAGAGAUAGAGAGCGGGACAGGGAUAGAGACAGAGGCAGGGAGAGAGACAGGGACCGAGAGCGAGAGAGAGACAGAGACCGGAGCAGAGACAGGGAUCGGGACAGGGAUCGGGACAGGGACCGAGACAGAGACAGAGACAGAGACGGACCAUUCAGACGAUCCGACUCGUACCCGGAGCGGCGAUGCGUUCGAAAGGGGAACACAGUGUACGUUUACGGCUCUGGCCUCGUGGAGGACAGCCUGCGCACUGCGUUCUCUCAACACGGAAACAUCAUCGACCUCUCCAUGGACAACCCACGCAAUUGUGCUUUUAUCACGUUUGAGAAGAUGGAGUCUGCAGACCAGGCUGUGGCUGAGCUGAGUGGAAGCUCGGUGGGAGAUGUCCACAUCAAAGUCAGCAUCGCCAGGAAGCAGCCGAUGCUGGACGCUGCCACUGGGAAAUCAGUGUGGGCUUCUCUGGCGGUGCAGAACAGCACCAAGGGCUCCUACAGGGACAAGAGGAACCAAGUGGUGUACAGCGAAGACUUCCUGUGACGACGCUUCCUUUCUUUGUCUGUUUUUUGCUUUUAAAGCCGUUUGGCUGCUUCAGUUGUACGUUUUUGCUGGAUAAGUAGAGGGUUUUCUGUUGUCUUUUUGAACCAGUAGAUGGGAUGUGGGGCGGGACUGAUCCUGAAACUACAGAUCUGUUUUGUGGAGCUCAAUAAAAGCUGUUUGUUCUUUGUUA
This is a messenger RNA of Amphiprion ocellaris (clown anemonefish), 1354 nucleotides long. RefSeq names its product negative elongation factor complex member E (gene nelfe). Gene Ontology annotation, cellular component: NELF complex. NCBI's taxonomy places the organism in Eukaryota, Metazoa, Chordata, Actinopteri, Pomacentridae. The transcript is spliced from 11 exons. The record is from RefSeq and is a predicted model, not a curated record. Bases 82 to 1164 code for a protein of 360 amino acids. Gene Ontology annotation, molecular function: RNA binding. Gene Ontology annotation, biological process: negative regulation of transcription elongation by RNA polymerase II.